Molecule: messenger RNA, 1638 nt
Organism: Annulohypoxylon truncatum
Lineage: Eukaryota; Fungi; Ascomycota; Sordariomycetes; Xylariales; Hypoxylaceae
Product: putative oxidoreductase CipA-like protein
Exons: 2
Coding region: 509-1399 (296 amino acids)
Molecular function (GO): oxidoreductase activity
Source: RefSeq, a predicted model, not a curated record
CGUAGCGAAGUCCGAUAGAAGUCCAAUUUGUAAGCAAAAGGAUAGCUGAUGACACCUUGAGGGACAAUUCACUUGUAUUGGUAGCCCUCAAUUGAACCAAACAAGCCAGGAUUCGAGAAAGCCAAUAGCAGUAAUGGUUCUCAUUUUUAAUCAAAUGAGACGCAGCAUCAACAUCCUACCGUCCUGGAUGAGAAAAUCAGACCCGGCCACGGCCCUGUGUCGCCUAUCCGGCCAGCACCGCUCGUAUCACCAUCCACUUAUAUCCAGCUCCGAGAAGCACUGAUGACAAAUGAGAAUCGGAUUUCGUUCCGGCUUAAAAUUCCGAUGCACAUGGCGAUUACGUUUGAUGCCGGUAGCUUGCGUACUGUUAUAUAGGUAGGACGAAUCGUCCGACAUAUAAGCUGUCAGCAUCGCAAUCACUACGUAACAUAGAUCAUCUACCACAUCACGUAUCCGACUAACUCCGAACCCAUACAUUUGUAUCAGACAUACCUAGAUAAUCUCGAAUAUGAGUACGAUCAGUAAAGUUGCAGUCGCCGGGGCCACCGGUCUCCUUGGCAAGCCUGUAGUGAACCAACUUCUCGAAGACGGUUUCACGGUAACAGUGCUCGCUCGCAAGGGAGCAAGCCACGACUUCCCUUCCGCGGUCACCGUCGCCGAGGUCGAUUACGAGGCCCCCGCAACCCUCGUCAAGGCGCUCUCGGGCCAAGACGCCGUCGUCUCAGCCGUCGGGUUCGCAGGCCUUCUGCAGCAGAUCCCCCUCAUCGAGGCCGCCGUCAAAGCGGGGGUGAAGCGGUUCGUCCCCUCGGAGUUCGGCGGCGACGCCGAGAACGACAAGAUCACCGAGCUGCCCAUGUUCGUCGACAAGAGACCCGUGAAGGAACUCGUCGAGAAGGAGGCGGCGCAGGGUCGCUUGACGUAUACCCUGGUCUCUUGCGGCCCGUUCCUGGAUAUCGCGGUGCAGCACGGUAUGCUCGUCAAUUUCAAGGAGCGCAAGAUCAACCUCUGGGACGGCGGCGAGAGGCCUUUCAGCACGACGACGCUCGCGGCUGCUGCUAAGGCUGUUACUGGGAUCCUUAGGCAUCCCGAGGAAACUAAGAACCGCGUUGUGUUUAUCCGUAGCGCGUCGCUUACGCAGAAGGAGGUCUUGGAGAGGGCGAAGAAGGCGGCUGGGCCGGAGGGGUGGACGGUAGAGACUCCGUCUGUUGCUGAGUCGCUCAGGGCGGCGUAUGCUGACCUAAAUGCGACGGGGGUGGUUAAUAGGUUUGCUUUUGUGGUAUCGGCCAUUUGGGGCGAGGGGUACGGGAGUAAUUUCCAGAAGCUGGAUAAUGACUUGCUCGGUGUUAAGGAGUUGAGCGACGCGGAGCUUCAAACCUUGAUUGAGGGUUUCGCGAAAUAGUUUUAUACUUACCUAGGUAUUCCGCUAAUGUAGGUAAAGGAGGUGUAUGGAGAAAUAAUGUUAGUCAUAACAUAGGAAGAGGAAAUCUUCCAAGAUCAAUGAUGAGGAUAGGGGCUUAAGGCAAGGCAUACUCAAAGUUCACGGGUUUGGCAACGCAGAAUAUUAGCUGAUGAACAAAACGUAUAAAAUUCCGUAUAAAAUUCAUGGCCAUUGUGAAUUAAUAGCAAGUCGCUUGAAGC